Messenger RNA from Trichomycterus rosablanca, 3571 nucleotides. It is a transcript of the gene snd1, whose product is annotated as staphylococcal nuclease and tudor domain containing 1. The record is from RefSeq and is a predicted model, not a curated record. NCBI's taxonomy places the organism in Eukaryota, Metazoa, Chordata, Actinopteri, Siluriformes, Trichomycteridae. Gene Ontology annotation, cellular component: nucleus; cytosol; RISC complex. The transcript has 24 exons. Gene Ontology annotation, molecular function: nuclease activity; RNA binding. Bases 115 to 2850 code for a protein of 911 amino acids. Gene Ontology annotation, biological process: mRNA catabolic process; regulatory ncRNA-mediated gene silencing.
UAAGCGUGAUCAGCAGUGCUCACUCUCUUGUUGGAUUUCUUCAGCAGAUCAGUCACACAGACUCCUAAGAUCUGUAGCUAUUUGUUUCUCACCUGAGAUCCAUCCACAGCGGACAUGGCCACUUCAGUAGGUGCACAGGUUCAGGGCGGCCCGGCCCCGGCUUCCCCUCUACAGAGAGGAAUAGUCAAAAUGAUUCUAUCUGGAUGCGCCAUCAUUGUGAGAGGUCAACCUCGAGGCGGCCCUCCUCCGGAGCGGCAGAUCAACCUUAGCAACGUGCGUGCUGGUGCCCUUGCCCGUCGAGCCAUCCAGAACCAACCUGAUACCAAGGACACACCAGACGAGCCUUGGGCUUUUCAAGCUCGGGAAUUCCUACGGAAAAAGAUGAUUGGAAAAGAGGUGUGCUUUACAGUGUUCAAAGCCCCACAAGGAAGGGAGUAUGGCACAGUGUACCUGGGUAAAGACACAUCAGGAGAGAAUGUUGCUGAAUUGCUGGUUGCUGAGGGCCUGGCCACAGUCCGCAGAGAGAGCAUCAGAGGCACAAAUCCUGAGCAGGCCAGACUGUGUGAUUUGGAAGACCAGGCAAAGGCUUCUAAAAAAGGCAUGUGGUCUGAAGGUGGGAGUUCGCACACAAUCCGUGACAUGAAGUAUAGCAUCGAGAACCCCCGCAACUUUGUGGACUCCUUGCACCAAAAACCAGUUAAUGCCAUUAUCGAGCAUGUUCGAGACGGCAACAUCGUGCGAGCUCUGCUGCUGCCUGAUUACUACCUGGUGACAGUGAUGCUGUCUGGAGUCAAGUGCCCAACAUUUAAAAGAGAAGCUGAUGGCACAGAAACACCAGAGCCAUUUGCAGCUGAGGCCAAAUUCUUCACAGAGUCUCGACUGCUCCAGAGAGAUGUGCAGAUCACCCUGGAGUCCUGCCAUAAUCAGAUCAUCCUGGGUACCAUCCUCCAUCCGAAUGGGAACAUCACAGAGCUCUUGCUGAAAGAAGGCUUUGCACGCUGUGUGGACUGGUCCAUGGCUGUGUACACCCAGGGGGCAGAUAAACUGCGGGCGGCAGAACGCUCAGCUAAAGAGCGGAAAGUCAGGAUUUGGAAAGACUACGUUGCUCCUACUGCAAACCUGGACCUAAAGGACAGACAGUUUGUGGCAAAGGUGAUGCAAGUCGUGAAUGCAGAUGCCAUUGUUGUGAAGCUCAACUCGGGCGAGUACAAAACCAUCCACCUGUCUAGCAUUCGACCUCCGAGGAUCGAGGGCGAGGAGAAGGAGAAGAACAAGGAUAAACGCUUCCGUCCGCUGUAUGACAUCCCCUACAUGUUUGAAGCAAGAGAAUUCCUGAGAAAAAAGCUGAUAGGAAAGAAGGUCAACGUCACCGUCGAUUACAUCAGAGCUGCCACUGCCGGCACAGAAACAGGGCCACUACCUGCCUUCCCAGAAAGGACCUGCGCCACAGUCACCAUCGGAGGAAUAAAUACUGCUGAGGCUCUGGUCAGUAAAGGUCUGGCUACAGUUAUCAGAUAUCGUCAAGAUGAUGAUCAGAGGUCCUCUCACUACGAUGAACUGCUGGCUGCAGAAGCACGGGCUAUCAAGAAUGGAAAAGGACUUCACAGCAAGAAGGAGGUGCCCAUUCACAGAGUGGCUGACAUCUCAGGGGACACCCAGAAAGCCAAACAGUUCCUGCCGUUCCUGCAGAGAGCCGGCCGCUCGGAGGCCGUGGUCGAGUAUGUGUUCAGCGGUUCCAGACUCAAGCUCUACAUGCCCAAAGAGACAUGCCUCAUCACUUUCCUGCUUGCCGGUAUCGAAUGCCCACGUGGCUCCCGGAACCAGCCAGGUGCAAUGCCUGAGCCAUUCAGCGAGGAGGCCACACUCUUUACCAAGGAGCUGGUUCUGCAAAGAGAGGUGGAGGUCGAGGUGGAAAGCAUGGAUAAGGCAGGCAACUUCAUCGGCUGGCUGCACAUUGAGGGGGUAAAUCUGUCUGUGGCACUGGUGGAAAGCUCGCUUUCAAAGGUUCACUUCACAGCUGAGCGCAGCGCCUAUUUCAAAACUUUGCAGUCUGCCGAAGAGGUGGCCAGACAGCGGAAAGACAAGCUCUGGGCCAAUUAUGAAGAGAAGCCAACAGAGGAGGUAGAUCAGCUGUCUGAAGAAAAGGAGCGUGUGGCCAACUACAAACCCGUCUACGUAACUGAGAUCACAGAUGGCCUGCACUUCUACGCACAGGAUGUAGAGACUGGUGCUCAGCUCGAGAACCUGAUGGAGACCAUGCGGGCGGAGAUCGCAGCUCAGCCACCUGUGGAGGGAGCCUUUUCUCCACACAGAGGAGACCACUGCAUUGCCAAGUUUUCUGAUGGAGAGUGGUACAGAGCUCGAGUAGAAAAGGUUGAAUCCCCAGCGAAGGUGCACGUGUUCUACAUAGACUAUGGCAAUAGAGAGAUUGUGUCCUCAGUGCGACUAGCAUCUCUUCCUCCUGCCUUCGGAACCCGUGCUUUGCCUGCUCAGGCUACCGAGUACGCUUUUGCCUACAUCCAGGUGCCACAAGACGAGGAUGCACGGGCUGAUGUGGUAGACUGCGUGGUGAGGGACAUCCAGAACACACAGUGUCUCCUGAACGUGGAAUACGGUGGGGCUUCCUGCUCUCACGUCACCCUUCAGUUUGCUGACUCCAAAGACGACGUCGGCCUCGGCCUGGUCAAAGAGGGCUUGGUUAUGGUGGAGGUGCGCAAGGACAAACACCUGCAGAAAAUGGUGACUGAGUAUCUAAAUGGCCAGGAGUCUGCUAAGAGUGCCAGGCUCAACAUUUGGCGUUAUGGAGACUUCCGUGCUGACGAUGCAGAUGAGUUCGGGUACAGGCGCUAAGUCCUGCCAUUCCAGUGACUACAUGGAAGAUGCUUUUGCAAGGAGAAACAGAAAAUCAUGUCAACAAAAUAUUAUACCGUCUUAUUUUUUGGUAACUUGGAAGCAUUCAUCUCGGUUUAAUUCACACUCCGUGCAUUUUCCCGUUUUUGUUCUGUUUAAGAGAGUGGGCUACAGGUGAUGCUUAUAAAAGGACCAAUGUAGCAUAAUGUUUUAGCCAGUCUUUAUUUCUACAUUCAUUUCCCCAUAGGAUUUAAACACACACACACACGUUCGUAUAUACAUAGAUACAUACAUGCUCGCUCAUGCUUAUUUUAUUGUACUGCUCAGAGGGAGGGGUUUACACAGAGGCAUAAUGAACUCUAUAAGCUUCCUUAUAAGUACAUGCAUCAAUUAUGAGACACAAAGUUCUAGAUUUCAGUGUAGAUGGAUAAUGUUAGAUAAGCACACUCAGUGUGAAACUAAUGAGUGUAUUUUUAAUGUAUGAAUGAUUUUUGUGUAAGGAUUGUGUAUUUUCUCUUUGUGGCAAAAUAAAAGCUGCCAACGCCUUGACAAGCAUUCAUUCUGCUCCUCUGGAAUGUUUACACAUUGCAGUCAUUACUUUACAUCCUCCCUGUGUCUCUCUUUCUCCUAUCAGACCAGCAGCUAAAGUGUUUGAAGUUAUUUCUUUCAACAGCGACCUGUAUUGUAUUUAAAUCUGCUAAAUAAAAUGUGCAACAUUUCA